This is a messenger RNA of Cavia porcellus (domestic guinea pig), 1852 nucleotides long. It is a transcript of the gene Tbc1d19, whose product is annotated as TBC1 domain family member 19. The coding region runs from base 139 to 1719 and encodes 526 amino acids. The transcript has 21 exons. NCBI's taxonomy places the organism in Eukaryota, Metazoa, Chordata, Mammalia, Rodentia, Caviidae. The record is from RefSeq and is a predicted model, not a curated record.
GUUGCCUGGUAACGCGCGCUGGAGGAGUCCUAGCGUGAAAAGGUCCUGCGAAGUGUCCCUGGCCCUGAGUGGGACCCGGCCGCCCCUCGCUUCGCUCCGGCGGCCUGUCCCCGCGGCUUGGCGGGCUAGGGCAGGGAAAUGUUGCAGGAGGAGUCCGAUCUGUCUCUCAUUAUUGCCCAGAUAGUCCAAAAGCUCAAGGGCUCCAAUCUGUACGCCCAGCUGGAACGGCAGGCCUGGGCCAGUCUUCAGAGACCUGAGAUUAGACUUGAAUCACUAAAAGAAGAUAUAAAAGAGUUCUUUAAAAUAACAGGUUGGGAGAAGAAACUUCAGAAUGCUGUUUAUAGUGAACUGAACGUGUACCCUUUACCUCGUCAUCCCGCUGCUCCUCCUGAACACCUUAAAGAGCCUCUGGUGUACAUGAGAAAAGCACAGGGAAGUUGGGAAAAAAGAAUUUUGAAGAGUCUAAAUAGUAUGUGCACUGAACUGAGUAUCCCACUGGCACGGAAGAGACCAGUUGGACAACAGAAAGAACUUCUUAAUAAAUGGAAUGAAAUGGGAACCGACGAACCAGAUUUAAGCCUUUUCCGACCUGUUUAUGCACCUAAGGAUUUUCUUGAGGUAUUAAUUAAUCUUCGCAACCCAAAUUAUGAAAAUGGUGAUUCUCUUAGUUUCAGGACUCAUUUGGGUUUAAUCCAAGUUCCUCUCAAAGUAAAAGAUAUCCCUGAAUUGAAAGAAUGCUUUGUAGAGCUUGGCUUAAAUACAGGACAACUGGGUAUAGAUGAUUCCACACAAGUGCCUCCUGAACUUUUUGAAAAUGAGCAUGUGCGUAUUGGACAAAAAGUUCUAGCAGAACAAGACAGUGCUGCUGCUCAACAGUAUAUCAGACAAGGAAGUCCCACAGCUCUGCGAGCUGAACUGUGGGCCCUCAUUUUAAAUAUUUCCAGUCAACCAGAGGAUAUCUUGUAUUAUGAGCAGCUUAAGACCAAUGUGAUACAACAUGACCUUUUGGUGGACAGUCUAAUUUAUAAAGAUGUGAAGUUGACAGCAAGCAAUGAUGAUUACUAUUUUGUAUUUGAAGAUUAUUUAUAUCAGGUAUUACUUUGUUUUUCCCGGGAUACGUCUGUAUUGGGCCACUUUGCAUACAACAGUGCUUCACCACCGAAAUCAUACAUAAGAGGAAAACUAGGAUUAGAAGAAUAUGCAGUGUUUUAUCCACCAAACGGUGUAAUCCCUUUUCAUGGAUUUUCAAUGUAUGUCGCGCCGCUUUGCUUUCUGUACCAUGAACCGUACAAGCUGUACCAGACGUUCCGCGAGAUGUACGUGCGCUUCUUCUUCAGACUGCAUUCCAUCUCCUCGCACCCCUCUGGUAUUGUGUCACUCUGUUUGCUGUUUGAAACCCUUCUUCAAACCUAUCUUCCACAACUCUUUUAUCAUCUACGGGAAAUUGGGGCUCAACCACUUCGUAUAUCCUUUAAGUGGAUGGUUCGUGCUUUCUCUGGAUACUUGGCUACAGAUCAACUCUUGCUAUUGUGGGAUAGAAUCCUAGGAUACAACUCUCUGGAAAUUCUUGCUGUCCUGGCAGCUGCCGUGUUUGCUUUCCGAGCAGUGAACCUGAUGGAGGUGACAUCACUGGCUGCAGCUGAAGCAGUUCUUGCUGACCUUUCUACUUUAAAAGUUAUGCCUCUUCUUCAAAUUUUUCUGUUUGCUACUGUCACCUGAUCUUCUUCAAGGUCACUAACAACACUUGAAGUUUUUCAUUAGAAACUAAUCAUGAACUAUGCAAACCCUGCAUAAAACCAAAAUUAAACUUUGCAUAUAAGCCAAUAAAGAUCAUGUUCCUUCCUCAAUUAAA